Molecule: messenger RNA, 2202 nt
Organism: Nothoprocta perdicaria
Lineage: Eukaryota; Metazoa; Chordata; Aves; Tinamiformes; Tinamidae
Gene: RNF26
Product: ring finger protein 26
Exons: 1
Coding region: 19-1431 (470 amino acids)
Biological process (GO): ubiquitin-dependent protein catabolic process; protein ubiquitination
Molecular function (GO): ubiquitin protein ligase activity
Source: RefSeq, a predicted model, not a curated record
CCCCCGUCGCGCCCCGCCAUGGACCUGGUGUGGCUGCUGCUGCGCGGCCUGCGCCUCGCCGCGGACCUGCUGGGCUUCCUGCUGGACGUGAACUUCCUGCUCAUGUCCUCGCUCGUGUCCGCGCUGCUCUGGCUGCUCGCGCUGCCCUGCAGCCUGCCCGGCGCCGCCUCGGCCGGCGCGCUCGCCUGCUGGAACGCGCUGCUGCUGGGCCUGGCGGCGCUGGCCGAGGCGGCGGGCGGCCUGGCGCUGGGCGCCCUGCACGGCCUCGCGGCGCUGCUGUGGGGCUGCCGCUGCAGCCUGGAGGGCCUCAAGGUGCUGGGGCACCUCCUGUGCCACCUGGCGCUGCGGGGCAAGGAGCUGCUGCAGCGCGGGCUCUGCAACGUGCUCGCCUCCGGGCAGAGCCUGCAGAGGCAGCUGUGCGAGGCGCUGGCCAUCUGCAUGAGCCUGCUGGCCUACCUGGUCAACAGCGUCAUCAACAUGUGCCUCCUCGGCAUGCAGACCCUCUUCACGCUGCUGGGGGCCCUGUGGGAUUCGGUCGUCAGCCCCUUCCUGAGAGUCACCGACCUGCUGGCCGCUUUCCUCGCGCACAUCUCCAGCAGCGCCAUCGCCGUGUCCAUCUUGCUGUGGUCGCCCUGCCAGCUGGCCGUCGAGAUCCUGGCCUCCGUCACCAAGCUCUUGAUCAGCGUCUUCUUUGUGAAUAUCUAUGGCUUGCUCUUGCUGCUCCUCAUUAUUGUGGUCAGCACUGUUGUGUUCAACCCCGGGCUGCUGUGGACACUGGCAGGCCACGCGCUUGGGUACCUGAACACGCUGCCUCCCUACCACCGCCUGCAGAGGGACGCGUGGCGGCUCUACCAGGUGGCGGUCCUCACGCUGGGCAUGCUCAUGACCUCGCAGGCCUGGCGCAGGCUGGUGGACUGGAGUCUCCAGGUGUCCAACUGGAGCAGAGGAGGCAGAACGAUGAGCCGGGAGAGCAGCCCGCGAGGGGCGACCGUGCCUGCCGCGAGACCGGCAGCUCCUGCCAGGGCCGUGCUGGUGGCGGCGGAGCAGGGGCACCAGCUGGACGCGGAGCAGGGGCCAUAUGCACGUCCAGCCCUGAAUCGAGGUGCUGCUACAGGGCAGCGUCUCCAUACAGCCAGGGAAGAACCAAGCACCUCCUGGGCAAAAGCUCCGAGGAGAGAGCAGCUGAAUGCAGCAGCUGGGGAUGGUGAGGCUGCUCCGGACAAUGACCCCUGGGUGCUCCUGAAGGAGCAAGAAGAACGUAAGAAAUGUGUCAUCUGUCAAGAUCAAACCAAGACAGUCCUGCUCCUGCCCUGCAGGCACCUGUGCCUGUGCCAGGAGUGCACGGAAGUCUUGCUCCAGCAGGCCAUCUACCAGCGCAACUGCCCUCUGUGUCGCCAGAUGAUCCUGCAGACACUCAAUGUGUACUUGUGAACCCAGGAGCAGGUGGCUUGAGUGUUUUUUCCACAAGGUCGAGGACCAUCUCUGUUGCUUCCUCUUGUCUGGAAGCAGUUUCGCCCUUCCCAGUACUGCCUCGAGUUUUCCAAAGAGCUAAGGAUGGUGCAGAGAAGGGAAGAGGCUGCUGGAGUAUCUGUUAACCACACUUGUAAUGUAACUAGCCUGUAACUGUCGCUAACAAGCACAAUGGCUGAUCUCUGCAGCAGGCCAAAAGAGCUACCUUUUUACGCUGACUUUUGCUGUUCCAUGGCUUGUUGCCUUGAGCUUACAGCAAGUCGAUAUCCAAAGCUGAUACCAUAUCAGAAAGAUGCGGUGGUUCCUCCUAGCCAAAGCUAAUGGAAAGAUUAGAAGCUGUGCCCUUCUGGGAAUCAGAAGGCAAAGGAAGGUUUGCUAUCAGGGUUGGGCUGGGAGCUCCCUGAAAACUGCUUGGCAGGCUCCAUUCCUACUGCCCUUCCCAUUAAACCAACUCUCAGGGAAGGGAGAAGUGUGGCCCUUUUGGGAGACCCUUAGGGAAGCCAUAAGUCCACCCUAGUUUGUAGGCUUCACUACCAAAGCUGUGAGCUGGGCUCCCAACUGGAGAAUAACAGAAUUUCCGGGGCCACAGCUGUUCUUCACUGGUCUGGCCGCUAUGGCUUUGAGUUCGAUCUUUCCCGUGCUGGGAGAGUGAGGAGCUGCAGAGAAUGCAGUCUCCCCGCAGGCUGCCUGACUGCAGAGCUCAGUGCGUCACCUCUGCUAGAACAGCAAGCA